UAUAGUUUGAAUAAUUUGUGUGUAGGCAGCUAGUUCGAUAAUCCUAGAAUAUCGAUUGUUGGUUACGUAGAAAAUAUGGAGGAUCCGGUAGUGGAAAGAGAGAUGACGGAGGAGGAGAAGAUCGAUGCGUGGCUUCCGAUCACCUCUAGCCGGACGGCCAAGUGGUGGUACUCCACCUUCCACAACGUCACCGCCAUGGUCGGGGCCGGCGUCCUUAGCCUGCCCUAUGCCAUGUCCAACAUGGGAUGGGGACCGGGUAGUGUGAUGAUGGUGCUAUCAUGGAUCAUCACUUUGUACACGUUAUGGCAAAUGGUGGAGAUGCACGAGAUGGUUCCGGGCAAACGAUUCGACCGGUACCAUGAGUUGGGGCAACACGCCUUCGGUGAGAAGCUUGGGCUCUGCAUCGUGCUGCCUCAACAAAUAGUGGUGCAAGUUAGCACGUGCAUCAUCUACAUGGUGACCGGCGGCAAGUCUCUGCAGAAAUUCCAUAACACCGUUCGCCCGAACAGCCACGAAAUCAAACUCACCUACUUCAUCAUGAUGUUCGCCUCCGUCCAGUUUUUCCUCUCCCUUCUCCCCAACUUCAACUCCAUAUCUGCAGUCUCCCUAGCUGCCGCAGUCAUGUCCCUAGUCUACUCCACAAUCGCCUGGACCACGUCUCUGGCGAAGGGGGCGCCACAGCAUGUGUCGUACGCGUUGAGGGGGAAGAACCCAAUGGAGAAUACUUUUAACUUCUUCAAUGCGCUAGGUGACAUCGCCUUCGCCUUUGCUGGCCACAGCGUGGUGCUAGAGAUUCAGGCAACCAUCCCAUCCACGCCGGAGAAACCAUCCAAGAAGCCGAUGUGGAAGGGGGUGAUCCUGGCCUAUUUCGUGGUGUUCUUAUGCUAUUUCCCAGUUGCAUUUUUGGGAUAUUACGUAUUUGGAGACAAAGUCGAUGACAACAUUUUGAUUACACUCGAGAAGCCUACGUGGCUCAUUGCAUCGGCCAACAUGUUUGUAUUCAUCCAUGUUGUCGGAGGCUACCAGAUAUAUGCAAUACCUGUUUUUGAUAUGUUGGAGACUUUGUUGGUGAAGCAAUUGAAGUUUAAGCCUUCGGGGGUACUACGUUUCACCACUCGUAUGCUAUAUGUUGGCAUAACCAUGUUCAUAGGAAUGACAUUCCCCUUCUUUGGUGGUUUGCUUGGAUUCUUUGGUGGAUUUGCUUUGGCCCCAACAACAUACUUUCUUCCUUGCAUCAUGUGGCUCACGUUGAAGAAGCCCACGAGGUUUAGCUUCUCUUGGUGGAUCAAUUGGAUAUUCAUUGUGAUUGGAGUUACACUGAUGGUUUUGGCACCAAUUGGAGGGCUGAGAAACAUAAUUCUCUCUGCCAAAACGUACAAAUUCUACCAAUGAUUGUUGAAGAUCGAAAAAAGUUCCUUGAAUUUAAGAAUUUUUCAGAUACUUUUUUUAUUUUUGCUCAUAGGUUGAGCUUCCAGCCCUAGCAUUUUAUUGACUAGAACAUCAUUUGUUAAGCUUAACUUAUCAUUUUUUGUUGUUGAUGAUGAAUAUUUCAAAUUUUUCUUAA
Salvia splendens (bonfire salvia) is the source of this 1564-nucleotide messenger RNA. RefSeq names its product lysine histidine transporter 1-like. Lineage: Eukaryota; Viridiplantae; Streptophyta; Magnoliopsida; Lamiales; Lamiaceae. Bases 76 to 1392 code for a protein of 438 amino acids. The transcript has 7 exons. The record is from RefSeq and is a predicted model, not a curated record.